Molecule: messenger RNA, 4193 nt
Organism: Sus scrofa (pig)
Lineage: Eukaryota; Metazoa; Chordata; Mammalia; Artiodactyla; Suidae
Gene: PHC2
Product: polyhomeotic homolog 2
Biological process (GO): negative regulation of DNA-templated transcription
Cellular component (GO): PRC1 complex; nucleus
Molecular function (GO): chromatin binding; zinc ion binding; histone binding
Source: RefSeq, a predicted model, not a curated record
GUUUAGAUUCAGGCCGACCUGAUUUCCCCCUCACCUAGUGAGCCAAGCCUGGUCCUGUCCUCCCAGUGGCAGGUAUGACUCAAGCCCUCGGUUCAAAAGUGGUCCCACUGCAGGCUGGUGGGGAGCGGGCGCCCACGCGUGCAUUCUCUAGUACCCGUUCACUGAGCAUUUCCCUUCUGCCUCUUUCUUCCCAGUUCCUGCCUGCCCUUCUGCCACCUGAGCUCCGUGCCAUCCUACAGGCCAUGGAGAAUGAGCUGCCGCCCCCCCACACGUCUAGCAGUGCCAGUGUCACCAGCAGUACCAGUGGGGUCAGUAGCAGCAGCGGCGGUGGCAACAGCAGCAACAGUGGUGGAAGUGGCCGCCCUGCAGGGCCCCAGAUUUCUGUAUACAGUGGCAUUCCUGACCGGCAGACUGUCCAGGUGAUCCAGCAGGCCCUGCACCGGCAGCCCAGCACAGCGGCCCAGUACCUGCAGCAGAUGUACGCGGCCCAGCAGCAGCACCUCAUGCUGCAGACGGCAGCCCUGCAGCAGCAGCACCUCAGCAGCGCCCAGCUCCAGAGCCUGGCAGCCGUGCAGCAGGCAAGCUUGGUGGCCAACAGACAAGGGAGCACAUCAGGCAGCAGUGCGUCUGCCCAGGCCCCAGCCCAGUCAUCCUCGAUCAACCUGGCCGCCUCGCCAGCAGCAGCGCAGCUCAUCAACCGGGCUCAGAGUGUCAACUCAGCAGCAGCCUCGGGCAUCGCCCAGCAGGCUGUGCUCUUGGGCAACACGUCUUCUCCAGCCCUGACUGCAAGCCAAGCACAGAUGUAUCUACGGGCACAGAUGGCCCAGCCAGGUAACCUGGUGCAGGUAGCUAGGAGCCUAGGCGGCACUGUUCCUUUGUCCCCUCAGCUCAUCUUCACGCCCACGGCCACCGUCGCUACUGUGCAGCCUGAGCUCGGCACUGGCUCCCCCGCCCGGCCCCCCACCCCUGCCCAGGUACAGAACUUGACCCUCCGAACACAGCAGACACCAACUGCAGCAGCCUCGGGCCCUACCCCCACCCAGCCCGUCCUGCCCAGCUUGGCCCUGAAACCCACGCCAGGUGGUAGCCAGCCUCUGCCUACCCCAUCCCAGGGCAGAAACACUGCUCAGGGUUCCCCUGCAGGUGCCAAGCCUGGCAUAAGUGACAGUGUGAUGGAGCCAGUCAAGAAGGGAGAUGGCAACGGCAGUGUGCCAGGGAGCUUGGAGGGCCGGGCUGGGCUCAGCCGGGUGGUGCCCGCUGUGGCUACCCACCCCCUCAUUGCACCAGCCUAUGCUCAACUACAGCCACACCAGCUCCUCUCCCAGUCAUCCUCAAAGCACCUGCAGCCCCAGUUUGUGAUCCAGCAGCAGCAGCAGCAGCAGCAGCAGCAGCAGCAGCAGCAGCAGCCGCCACCCCAGCCAUCACGGCCAGCGCUCCAAGCCCAGUCCCACACCCAGCUCGCCUCGGUGCCUCCGAGCCUGGCCCUGCAGCCCAGCUCCGAAGCCCACCCUGUGCCGCUGGGCCCCGUCACAUCCACUCUGCCUCUCCAGUGCCCCUCUGCCAACCUGCACAAGCCUGGCAGCACUCAGCAGUGUCACCCUCCCACGCCAGAUGCUGGGCCUCACAAUGGAUAUCCUGAGGGCCUGCCCCACACCCCUCAACGCAGGUUCCAGCAUGCCUCGGCUGUCAUCUUACAACUACAGCCUGCUUCACCGGUGCCCCAGCAGUGCACCCCCGAUGACUGGAAGGAAGUGGUACCUGGGGAGAAGAGUGUGCCUGAGAUGCGGUCUGGCCCAUCACCGCAUCAGCAAGCCAUCGUCACUGCCCUGCCAGGUGGCUUGCCUGUGCCCAAGAGUCCCAACAUCCAGCAGUCCCCGGCUCACGAGACAGGGCAGGGCAUUGUUCAUGCACUGACCGACCUCAGCAGCCCCGGCAUGACCUCAGGGAACGGAAACUCUGCCUCCAGCAUCACCGGCACUGCCCCCCAGAAUGGUGAGAAUAAACCACCACAGGCCAUUGUGAAACCCCAAAUCCUGACGCAUGUUAUCGAAGGGUUUGUGAUCCAGGAGGGGGCGGAGCCUUUCCCGGUGGGACGCUCGUCCCUGCUGGUGGGGAAUCUCAAGAAGAAGUAUGCACAGGGGUUCUUGCCUGAGAAGCUUCCACAGCAGGACCAUACCACCACCACUGACUCGGAGAUGGAGGAGCCCUAUCUGCAAGAAUCCAAAGAGGAGGGUACUCCCCUCAAACUCAAGUGUGAGCUCUGUGGCCGGGUGGACUUUGCCUACAAAUUCAAGCGUUCCAAGCGCUUCUGUUCCAUGGCUUGUGCAAAAAGGUACAACGUGGGAUGCACCAAACGGGUGGGCCUUUUCCACUCGGACCGGAGCAAGUUGCAGAAGGCAGGAGCCACGACCCACAACCGCCGUCGGGCCAGCAAAACCAGUCUGCCAACACUUACCAAGGAUACCAAGAAGCAGCCAGCAGGCACUGUACCCCUUUCCGUCACUGCUGCCCUGCAGCUAACACACAGCCAGGAGGACUCCAGCCGUUGCUCAGAUAACUCAAGCUACGAGGAACCCUUGUCACCCAUCUCAGCCAGCUCGUCCACCUCCCGCCGGCGACAAGGCCAGCGGGACCUGGAGCUCCCGGACAUGCACAUGCGGGACCUCGUGGGCAUGGGACACCACUUCCUGCCAAGUGAGCCCACCAAAUGGAACGUGGAAGACGUCUAUGAGUUCAUCCGCUCCCUGCCAGGCUGCCAGGAGAUAGCAGAGGAAUUCCGCGCCCAGGAGAUCGACGGGCAAGCUCUGCUGCUGCUCAAGGAGGACCACCUGAUGAGUGCCAUGAAUAUCAAGCUGGGGCCCGCCCUCAAGAUCUACGCGCGCAUCAGCAUGCUCAAGGACUCCUAGGGCUGGCCGCGCCAGUGGCGGGCAGGCCGGGGCUCCUCCUCCCGACUGAGCAGAGCCAGCUUUGGACACUCCUGGGGGCCCAGAAACAGGGCCGGUCGAGGGAAGGGGCCCUCCCCGUGGGGCAUGGCUGGGGAGGAGGUCUCAGCACCUCCUCGAUGGCUCUCAGGGGCCUUUCUUUCCGUGGGAGGGGCAGAGAGGUAGGCGGCGUAGCAGAUGGGGCUUUAUGCUUGUAAAUACUGAUAGCACUGGCUUCCUCCGAAGUCCCACUACUCUAGCCCCGCUCUCUUCCCCUCCCUCCGUCCCCCAUUUUCCAGGGGGCUUAUGGUCAGGGCUCCCAACCUGAGUUGGGUCACUUCCAAGGGCAGGCCGGGAUCAAAGGCCUCGGAAGCCCUUGCCUGCCUUCCUCCCACUUUUUUCUCCAGGCCUGGCUAACUCUUCCGUUGCCAGCUUCUCCCACUUCAGCCUGUUUCUCAAGCAGCCAGAAGGGUUCUCCCCCUUCACCCUCUGCAGGUGGAGAGAGAGAAGCUGGGCCCAGUUUGGCCACGCCUGCUGGCACAGACGCCUUAACGCUGUGUGUGUGACUGUGUAACUGUGUGGGAGCCUGGACUGACAGACAGGCCGAGAGCCACCCUCUGGCAUCUCCAGGUGUUUUGUAGCAAACAGCCACUUAGUGCUUUGUCCUGGACUCCACUCAGCCUCAGGAUGGGGAAUAGGAAAGACGGGCAGCCUCAGUGCAGAGAGGCGAGAUCAGAAAGCCACGGGGUCAGGAGGGUUUCCUCUCCGGAGGUCGAGGUCUCUCCGGAGCCCCUUCCCUGCACUGUGACGUCCCCUGACUGCCCUGCUGUAUCACAGACGGCAUUAAGGAAGCUGCUAGUGGGCCGGGCCGAGCCGAGCCUCCUUGUCCGCCUGCCCGCCCGCCUCGGGAGCCCAGUGGGGGGGCCCAUCGAAGGCCCGAGGGCAGAAGUGCUGGAGUGACCGCUGAGGUGAAGAAGGCAGCCUUCGGCCUCCACUCGCACACUUCUUUGCCUCUGGAACUUGCUGGCAGCAGUGUGAGCUGUCGUGGAGGAGGAGGUGGGGCAGGAAGGGCGAGGGCCUGCCUCUGACUUGCCCUGUCCUCUGCAGGCUCCUGGGGAGAGUGGGGCUCUCCUCGAGGGAGGGAAGGGGGAGGCUGGGCCCCCUUCUCAGCUUGUUCUAUUCCCCCACUCACACCCCCAGGCAGGGUUGGAAAUGAAGGACUUUUUUAACCUUUUGUUUUUGUUUUUUAAAAAUAAAUCCAUAAAAUCUGUU